GGUGGCGGCGGCGGCGGCGGCUGAAGGGCAACGGCGGCGAUGGGCGCUGUGGGCUGAUUGGUAAAGAUGGAAAGAGGGAGAGGAGGAGGAGGAGGAGGAGGAGGAAGGAACCUGGGAGGCUCUGGCCUGCACAGGAGCAUUUAUUCCCAGUCCCAGCAGCAGUACCAUUACCCGGCCUCCUCCCAGGGGGGCUGCAUGGAGAUCCAGGAGCUGGCCUCCAAGAGGGUGGACAUCCAGAAAAAGCGAUUUUAUCUGGAUGUGAAACAGAGCUCCCGAGGCCGCUUCCUGAAGAUCGCCGAGGUCUGGAUAGGAAGAGGCAGGCAGGACAACAUUAGGAAAAGCAAGCUGACCCUCUCCUUGUCCGUGGCCGCCGAGCUGAAGGACUGUUUGGGGGACUUCAUCGAGCACUAUGCCCACCUGGGCCUGAAAGGCGGCCACGGUCACCGGCACGAGCACAGCAAUGGCAAAGAGCAGCAUCCCCGGAGGCGACAGCAGCACCCGCCGCCUUCGCCUCCGGUGUCUGUCGGCUCCGAAGAGCACCCUCACAGCGUCCUCAAAACGGAGUACAUCGAGAGGGACAACAGAAAGUAUUACCUGGACCUGAAGGAGAAUCAGCGAGGGCGCUUCUUGCGGAUUAGACAAACCAUGAGUAGGGGACCUGGCAUGAUGGGUUAUUUUGGCCACAGCUUGGGACAGGAGCAGACAAUCGUCCUUCCGGCGCAAGGGAUGAUUGAGUUCAGGGAUGCUUUGGUCCAGCUGAUCGAAGAAUACGGCGAGGGGGACAUAGAGGAUCGCCGGGGGGGAGGCGAUGAGCCCCCGGAGCUCCCCGAGGGCACCUCCUUCCGAGUGGACAACAAGCGCUUCUACUUCGACGUGGGAUCCAACAGGUACGGCAUUUUCCUGAAGGAGACACCCUCUAAAGUAGGGAUAACCUCCCUAAACGUCCUUAUCCCUUUUUAGACAACCCACAGCCUCACAAGGUUUCAACAGCAGCCCACGGUUUCUGAAAGCUUCUCGCCAUUUCCAGGAUGAUCCGAGAACGGGAAGGGACUCCAACUCCAAACCUGGCAAAGAUGCAGUCGCUUUUGCUGGCUAAUAACAGAGAAGAUGUCACCCCCAAAGUAUUUCUGCAAGCCCCCUGAAAGAAGAACAGAAAGUUAGAGGAGCAAGCUCUUGUGACAUGAGCCGAGAGGUAAGAGUGAGGACUGAGCCACGGCUUGGACUUUGCAGGCUGUUUUGGAGAGCACGGCGGCUCUCUGGGGUGGACUGGUCUAUCACCUCCGUUGUUUGUCUCUGAACCUCCUCCUGAGAUGGGCUUUGAAGUGCCCUCCUGCGGAGACAUGCAGCCUUCUCAGCCCCUCUGUGCCACAGGAGGAGAAAGAGAAAGCACCAACUGGAGGAUCCUCUUUACUUCCUCACCUUCUCAGGCUCUCCAUGUAGUGAAGUUCAUCCUCCUCCUCCAUGCUGCAGCCCUCGAGCUGUUGCAAUAAGCCCUAGAGCUGCUCUCUCUGGUUGUUCAAAACCUAUGCCGACCUCUUCCUCUUGGCGAGGCUGAAGAUGCUGAGCAAAAGAGAACAAGCAAGAGGCUAAGACAUGGGUGUUUUUCACUUGCCUCAGCCUAAACGCCAGCCUCCUCCAGACCUUCAAGCCUUCCAAGAACUUCCCACCUUUCUAGCCAAGCAUUUUGUUUUCUAGAAGAAGAAAAAUUGGUAGUUUUGUGCUAGCAAUAGCUGGAGUCCUCUUUUACUAGUGAAGGCAUUUUCUCCCUCUCCUUUGAAUUUUGUAUGAGUGCAGAAACUAAUGUGAAAUAAGAGUUGUAAUAUCGGGAAGGGGGAGAUCAGAACAGAGCGUUCCUCUGGAUAGGGUUUGAUGCAAUUUGAAGCUGCUUGUAGAAGAUUGGCUGGAAGGUAAAAUGAUUUGGGCUAAAAAAGCUGAUUCUGUUAAUGUUAGUGAUUCUUUAGUAGGUGGUCCAAAAUAGCUUUGUCAUGACCUCUGACCUCUAGGAAAGAUAACCGUAUUUUUGAUCUUAGAUUGAAGGUGCAAUUCAUACUGGAAGAAACUUACGUUCUUUCGAAACCAUCGCAGGAUGGCGUUUACUGUUGAAAACAUUGCGUGGAAACUUAAAGAAAACAAACCAAAAAUCACACAUCUGAAUCAACACCAGGUGAGCGUUUGCAGAGCAUUGUCGGUGAGCUAGCCAACCACGCUGAAUUCAGGUUAUGUACGAGUUGUAAUCCACCUUUCUGCGUUCAUGGCGACACAAGAUUUCCGAUAAACACCUGUGUACCGCAACAAGAGGCUGCAAUUAGAUGAGCAAGGAGCUCCUGUAUUUGCAGCAUCCUGCUUUGCACUUAGGCUCGAUCCAUUGACUGUAGAGGUAUCAUCCCCCCCGCAGAGAAAGCGGUCCCCUCCGAUCUUCCCGUGUUGUGUCGGUGCUGCGGUGCCCGUGCAAGGUGGUAGAAGCUGAGGUGGGUGUUGAGUUGGAGGGGUGCGUUUCAAGGGCAGCACUUGGUCACCAGCUGUUGUCUAGGAUGCUGUGGCUUUUUGUACAGCAGAAAAAAAAUGAUUUGUGGUUGAAUUUCAAGUUUGGGGACUGUUUUCUGCCAAGCAGCCCCCCCCCCCCACCGUUUCCACUGUAUGUUAUUCUCUUUUUCUUUCCACUGGUCCUGUUACGCACCACUCAACAGCUGCUGCAUUUAAUCCCAGAAGCUGUAGUUGGUAGCGAGCAAAGUGAUCUCCAUAUAACCUCUAUCUUACUCAUAAGUGUGCAUUAUGAAGCUUAACCGAUGGUAAUAAAAUGUUUUGCUUUCAACAUGUGGUCCCUGUAGUCCAAUGUUCCCGUCUUUAGGCACCGUCAUUACAGCAAGGCGAUGUAUUGGAGUUAUUCUGCUGCCCCCCAAGAACGUGUCUCGUAAUGCUGGAUACAGGCAUCAUCGACGUCUAGCAACGCGUGUGGAUACAUAGCGAGGAGAGAUGGAGAACACCGAGCAGAGCCCGUGCUGCAAUACCAAGUUGGUGGUACUGGUUGUGGCAUCCCCAGGUAGACACAGCAGCUGCGGUCGUGAGGUCCCUGUGAAUAAAUUUGUCACGUACACGUUGCUCCCCUUGACGUGUUUGCUCUUUGAUGAAGACCGUUUCUUGAUGGUCGAGGAAAAACUGCUGCAAUGGGAGGACUUGCCGAGGCGCUUGGUGUCUUGCCUGGCUGUGACCCAAAGGUGUAGGUUCACGUCUCCAUGAGAUAGUCGCGCAGUGCAAUCUUGUGUUAGAGCCUCUUCGGGCACUACGGUGGUAUGUGGGGGGACAGAAACAGGUUGCAUGCCUCCUAUUUGGGGUCCUUUUCAUCCCUUUCACAACUGCUCUGCAGGUUCAUGGUUUUACACAUUGUUUUUUUCUUUCCUGCAUACAAAAAAGGGCAUUUUUAUGUCAUCCUGCAUGAUGGAUAUUUUUGUGCGAGGGGGGAAAAGGUGCUUCUCGUCCACGUUUAAGUAAUUAUACAAAAUGCAGAAAGUCUGCAUUUGGAAUUUCAUUUUGGUUUACACAUCAUUGAUGCUUUUAUUGAAAGCAUUUUUUCACAUGUAAGUCAUGCAAAGGUCAUGUGAUUUUCCUUCUCUAAACCGAAAGCAUGAACUUCAAAGCAGGGAUCUCCAAGCAUCAUUUCUGUGGUACGGUGGGUUGCAUUAGCCCUACAGCUGGUAUUUGUUGAACAGGAUGCCGUUUCCCAUACUUGAAGUUUAUAGCGUUUAGUUUCAAAGCGGAAUUUCCCAGGCAGAGCACCCCCAGAAUGGUAGCAGUAUGUACCUAAAUAUAUAGCUUUUUCAGGCAACGAUAACACAGCCUUUUCCUGGAGAUUGCCAUUUUGUAAAUAAGCUUCUUCUUGAGCAGCGUGGCUAGGACUACAAAAGAUGGAUGAUUAUUUCUUCCCGGAAUCGGUCUUCCGCUGCAGGAUCUGUUUUUUGUUGCGAUAAUUAGCAUAGAAUUAAAAAUGGCCCUGCAUCUUCAGUUCGCAUUAUGCCUCUGAUACCGAGCGAUCUGGGAUCGCAUUUUACUUGGCAAUAGGCUUUGUCUGGGAAUCACUUUAUUCACCGCUGAAAAUCAGCAUUUAAUUGUGGUGCACAGAUAUCUGUAGGCUUCGACGCAGCAAAAGCCUCCGCCUCCAAAAAUAAAACAUUGCUUCUAAUAAACUUUCAAAUGAGGUGUUUUUUGGAGACUGGAAAAGUUGCCAAGAAUAUUUAGAUGAAAAACUAGCAUGCUGGCUGAAGCGGGAUUUUACAAAUGCCUUUAAAAUCCACAGCUCAGGCUGAAGGUAAGGUCACAGGCUAGCACACAGCCUUUUCUCCCAGAAAACCUGUAAUAGCUUUUCUUUUUUAAAAUUUAACAGGGUUGCCAGUCCAGGUGGAGGCAAAAUUGCAGGGAGUCUCAGACGUGGCCAAUGGUGUGUCCUUAGGACAAACUAAGGCAGCAAAAAUACAACAUGAUGUGAAAACUUCCUGGUGAGAACAGUGCAGGAAAUUACUGAGCAAUUUGACGCAGUGUCCUAGCAUUAGAUUUAUUAUCCACUUCCAAAUCAUCUGCCAAACGUCCUUACAAUCGGAAGACAGGAAAGAACAUGUUAUAAAAAGACGUGGAAAAUGAGCAGUUUUGGUAUGGGAGUUUUCGCGCUAUAUGUAAGUUUUCGAUACAUACAAUGUUUGGGUUUGGUCUCAAUGUUGAGGUCAACGGUACUUAAACCAAAUGUUAUCCCAGCACCUACGUGUAGGAAAUGAUGAUAUAUGCCAGUCUCACAAGAUCAGGCUUCAAUACGGUCCUGCAAGAUGCUCCUUUGCCCAGCAUAAAAUGCUCAACAAUGGCUUUUAAUCCUGCAAGACUCCACCAUCAUUUAUGAUAAAGCCGUGGUGUGCCAGCGGGCACACUUCUCCCCCGUAGCGCUUGCUCUCCUUCGCUGAUGGACUUGUUCCUCGCCUGGGUGGCAGGGUCGUAGCCACGUACACGCGCUUGUGUGCUUUCCCCAGACCUUGCUGGCUUUGGCAACCAGACUGGAUAUGUACCAUUUCAGCAGUUUUCUUGUUAUCUGGAUUGUGGACUGAGAUGGUUACGUUUCCCCGCCGUACACCUGCAGAAAUCGCAAGCCCAGCUCGCUGCGGGGCACCACCAGUCUCGCGCUGCCCUUCCCCAGCUCCCACAUCUUUUCCAGGCUCCAUUCUUUCCGGUUGUAUGUCUGCAAAGGUGGAUCUACAUCUAUAGCCCCUGGAAGCGGAACCUUGCUUUUUCCUUGUUUAAAUACAGGUCUUUGUGGCAGUAGUGGAAAUAAGCGACCUGGGUUUGUAACUCUUUUUUUUUCCCCUGGGGUAUCAGUGUUAUCUGCUUCUGAAAAACCGUCUCCCUAGUGCUUGCUCUCUGAUUAGGAAAAUGUCUGCAGCUGUACAUGAAGCAUACCCAACAUACCCUGCCAACUCCAGCAAGUCAAUAGUUUUGUUUUAAAAAGAGCUUUCUCCACAUAAAAGAUUCGUACCCAUCUCAGACGCACCAGAUGCUGGACAGCCAGAUGUUGCCUUGUACAACACCUGGGAGAGUUGACGGCGAUGCCUGCGGGGCCGGGGGAGCCGCUUAGGCUAUUCAAUGACUUUUUUUUUGGAGUGCCUACUGAAACAUAGUGAGAAUUGAAGGUCUGGUUUCCCCUUUGUCAUUUGCCACUUCUGUUUUGGGAGGAAACACCCUGUUUUUGCAAGCGCUGAGCUGCUGAGAUAAGGGGACGAAGGGCACUGCUGGAGCAUGUCCCAGCUUGCAAGGAGCCGCUUCCAGCUCAGGGUGAGGACUGGGACCAACACAGACCUUAGCGGGGAGAUUUUCUGCACCCUGUUUCCAGUGAGCGGAGUCGUUGCUUUUCCAGCACGAGUAUAAAGGUAGGGUUGGGCUUGCAGCUCGACGCAAGGGAACAAAAAAGCAGAUGUCAGCAAUUGGAAGAGGUGAUGGGGCAGUCAGUGGGAAGCGCGUGUUUUAAAGAGAGAAAGGGGAAGUGCCUGACGUCCAUCGGGAUGAAUCCUCCUUUUCCAGUCUCUUUCCAGGAGCGUGCUGAUCCAAAGUCCUUCUCUGGAGCGUUUUCCUUCACGAAAAUGAAGACGGGACAUUAGGAACGUCAGUGUUUACUAGACCACCUUCAUUGUCUUGUUCUUGCAUUAAUUGUCCUUUGACUGGUAGGGUGGUUAAGAGAAAAAAAAACAGCUUAAUGCAUAGUCAGAAAGCUAAAAAAAAAAAAGCAAACCACAAAUAAAUAGGUAAAUAGGCUAACUGUAUGAUAGCGUGUAAAAGGAGGCAGUCUGCGGUGCGACUCCUCUGUAAAGUGCAUGAUAAGCAUUGGCGAAGCUUGUUGCAGACACUGGGCAGGCUUUCCAGGGUUGCUUUUGCUAGACUUUGAGUAUCAUAGUUGCAAAGACUCGUAAAUGUUCCGAGAGACUCUUGGUUUUGGGGUGGGGUUUUUUUUCGUAAGCUGUGACCAGUUGCUUUCUGAAUGGGUUUGUAGUGAUGGAGUUAAUGGAGCUGUUCUUUAUCGUAACCUAAAAGGUGUCAGUCGUUUGCUCGUAUGUGUCCACAAGCUGAGCCGUAGCAUUAUGCAUCUCUCCGCAAUGGUGUGAUUUGAAGCACUUUUGGUGUGGCAUGUGCAGUUGCAGUGCUGUCUGUUUUUAAUUUCACCCCUAGCUAUCCCCCGCAUUCUGGCUGUGUUUCGGACACUGAACCAAACCGACUUUGAAACUAGCACUUUAAGUACUAGUAGUCACUUUGCUUCUGACUAUAUUGAGCACUGCACUUUUGUAAGUACUACUAGCACUGAGUUUUGAACUGUUUAUUUUCCCCAGUCUAUUUAGCCUCUUAGGCGCGGUGUUAAUUACUUAGGGGCCAUCAGAAGAUAAUUUUGAGGUGUACGUGACCACUGUCUGGUGCCUGACUUCCAUUACAUAUGCAUUAGCGAUUUUAUAAAUUAGGGAACUAAACCCAUCCGAGCUUAUUUGACACAACAGGACGAACAUCUAAAUCCCUGACGUCCAGGCAGACGUGGUUGUUGUAAACUUUGAGGUCAUCCGGAGACCCAAGCGCAUGGCUUUUAAAAACACCAAAGAUACAGGAGAAGUCUCAAAAGGGAUCGGGAUGGUGCAAGAACGUCUAAUUUACACUUGGAAUUGAGCGGACCGCAGGAUGCAAAGCAGACCCGGAGUGAGAAGCGUAGGGCAAGACGCUCUUGGUUGUGGUACGAGACCCCGGUCUGCGUUAGUAGGGUGAGUCCAUGGGACAGCGAAGUUAAAACCAGUCUAAGAUGCUGGUAUCACUAAAGACUGCGCUCAAGCCAUUGCAAUAAAAGCCAUCAUUGUGCCUGUACUGAAAGUGCUGUUAAGAUUGAUUGUGGGCUUAAACUACAAAAGGUAUUUUUAAGUCAAGAAACUUACAGAUAAUUUAGAAGAUGGAGCAUAAUAACCGUGGGGUUUGCAGUUGAAUUUGAAAAGCGGUGUUAGGAGUUGAUCACAUCUCGUGUUAGGAGGCAGUUCACAUGUGCAUCGCUAUUCUUGUUAAAUUCCUGUGGUAUUUCAGGAUGGAUGGUCAGGGACCAGAACUCCCUUCCAGCAAGAAAUCAGUAGGGUAGAGUUUGUAGUAAACAUAGUCAUAAAUCUCUCGGAUUUGAAAUGGGAUGAUUAUCCCUGGGAUGCAGAAUAAUCCGGGGUUUGAUGUCCCAAACCAUCCACUCUCAACCAACUGAUGGUGUUUUGCUUCUUUAAAAGCCCUCGUGGGUUUUCCAUAGCAGCAAAUAAAUCACAGUGGUCGCGAGAGUGCUGCGUUUCCUUCACGCUGGGGUACCCACACUUGGGACUCCUGCUCAUCCUUGUUGACGAGCCAAUAGUUGAUCCAAGUCCUUCUCUGGCGAUACUCCUUGACGGGAGUUUCUCCCCGGCGAUACUUGAUGGAUAAACCCCGCCGUUACAGCAUGAUCAGUUUGAAUGGAGAGAAGCGAAUUAGUUCUUCUCCUUCACUGCUAGCAAGCGGACAUGAUGAAAAUAACCUUCAGCAACAAAAAAAAUAGGUGUAUUGGGUUUGCUUGUUGCAGCAGAUGGAAGUAUUUUUCUUGACCAGCUCCAGUUUUGGUGGCUGGUUUUGCUUGGGUUCAAUUCAAGCUUCCUUCUUCGAUAGACCUUCAUGGGUUUGGGUAUUCAGUGGGAGUUGAAGGUGGUUAAAAAACACAGACCUCGAGCAGCCCAAAGUAUUAUGCUCUUAUGUCCUCUAUUGUUGGAUUUAAAAAUGGAAAUGUAAAUAGAAUCCAAAUUUUUCUUUUUUUUUUUUUCUUUCUCCCCCCAGCCAAAUUAACCCUGCAAACCUAGCUUUAAAGAAAUAGCCCCUGGUGAUGUUGCUGCUAUAUCUGAGCCCCUCAAAAUGAUAGCAGCAGAGGGGACGGUCUCUUCAGAAAGUACCUCGGUGACUGAGAGUUUACAUCCCGCUCACUGUCACGAGGACAUAGGUGAACGCUUUGGAAAAUUCAACCCCCCAGCGAGCUCACUUGAGUUCUUGGAAAUUAAGCUUGCAAGAAAGGGGGACGUGGAGCAGGUCUUUUGUUUGUUUGUUUGUUUUUUUUCCCCCACAGGUGUAGUUUUUUGCCCCUUAGAGUUGGCAUCUCGUCCUUCGGGAGGGUAAAAGUAAGCGUUUUCUCCUGCGUGGCACAUGUGAGGCCCGAAUGCAAAGCCUAGCACAGCACCUCUCACUUUGGAAGGACCUUUUAGAUGGAAAAAAGCUCUUGUAGGGAUUUUUUAGUUCUUUGGGCUUUAAGAUGGCUCAUGGGAAGCGCAUCGUAACGACACACAGGCAAUGUUUUACCGACCUUUUCUUUUUCUCCAAGAAAGACUUUUUAAUUUGCUUCAAUAGUUUAGAGUUUGUUUCCUUCAAAGUCUUUUUGGACCCAUGCAAAUGCCCUUGAAAUGAGUCAAGUUUAUCAAAACAAAUUGUGCAUUGCAGGAAGCAGUCUCAAAAUGCGCACAGACCCAUGCACCUAUCCACGUGUACGUGCAUGUGUGUAUGUGUGUGUUUACAUAGAGAUAGAUAUAUUAUUUCCCCAACCAUUCCUUUUUUUUGGGGGGUUGGUUUGUUUUUUGGGUUUGUUUUCCCCCACCCCCCAAGAUAUUAACCAAAAGGUGUUUUAAAGUCAUGGCAUGAAAACUCCUAAAUGUAAAUCUGAGUACCUUGUGAUGCUAAUUAAGAGGUUUUUCUGAAACUUUAUGUGAUGCUUACUAUUUUUCUUAGGAAGUUUUGUUUAAUGUUAGAUCAUUGUUCUGGAGGAUGUUGGUCCUACUGGCAUUAAACUAAUGGAAAUAAAAUGCAUGUGUUACAAGUGUAGAAACGGUGAAGAAUUAAGUGUGAACUUACUGUACGAUACCGAUUCUGUUUUCAAACAAUCUGUUUUGCUGUUCAAUAGUUGACAUAUGGAAAUGCCAAUGUACUGUAAUUUAGCACUUUUCUAAUGGACCCUGUUCUCACUACACCCGAGGGAAGAAGUGGGUUUGGCGUGGGGCCGUCCGAACUCAACCUCUGAACCUUUUCUGUGUGUUUCGGCACCAGAAUUGGCCAGGGGGAAACUCCAAUUUGAGGUUUUCUCAUCGGUUCGGUGGCCGGUGUGGGGCGGAGGGGCGGUGGCUCUCCAUUUCCCUGGCCAAAUCAGGACAAUUUGGGUGAAGACCUCGCUGCAGGAGAUGGACCGGCAGCAUCCCAGUCCAGCACCACAUCCCCCCAGGAGCCAGGCUGGGGACGGGCUGUCUGAGCUGGGGUGGAACAGACAUGCAUCUGAAAAGCAGCUGAAGCAAUCUGCAGACCCUGAAAUGAAAAGGCAGAAGGGUUAAACUACCAGCCACCUCCCUCCGGCCCAAAGCCUCCUUUCCUAGUGUUAACAGGGUGCAAAGUGUUACUUGUCAUGUACUGUACUGAAAGGGUUAAUUGAUCAGUGACUGUAUUGUACUGUAUGAAAACUCAUGAAUUGCCUUGUAUUGUUUCUAAUGGACUGUACCAUGUCCCCCCACCGCCCAUUCCCAACCUGUCCCCAGGUUUUCCAAAUGACGCAUGUUAUCAGUUAGGUCCUCCAAACUCUCUGGUGCUAACUCUUCUGUAUCCGAUGGUGCUUCUGUGGAUGCUAACUGACGACAUGCCGAUCCAGAGCUUGAAGUUCACAACGUCUUUAUUGUCUGUUUGUAUGAAGUCGACACACACACGCACGCUCACGAAAGAAAAAAAAAAAAGAUAAACUUGAAUUUGUUUCAGAGCAUCAUUGACAAUCUAAUGUUUUCUAUGUCUGCUUUUAUUUGGGAUGGCUUUUCUAGAAAGCAGCGCGCCAGCACCUUCGCGCCAGGAGGGGAUUUCGUCCCGUUCACGCCGCGGCAGCUCCUCCGGCAUCUGAGGUGAGCUGCUCCCUCGCUGGCUUUUCAGGCUCGGCCGCGGGAAAUCGAUCCAUCAAGAGCCAGCGAGGAAGAGGAGGUGCAGGUGCCUUCAAAGAUGCCCGACCCUAAAAAGCAGCUGGCAUCCCCGUGACCGCCCCAUCUAUACGUAGGUGGUAGGUGGGCACCGAGGGUCUCGGAGGGGAGGAACCCGCCCCUUGCUUUGUGGCAAGAAUUGGCUUUUUAUGAGAAUGGAGGCAGAAAAUUGAGUCAAGGGGAGCCGGAGCUCCCAAAGGCACCUUCAUCUCUUUCCGGCAUCGCUCAUCUCUGCUGGCAGAGGAGCCGCCUUCCGAGCCUGGGGUUUUGCAGGUGUCACACAUCUCGGAUGGCGUGAACUGACCCAUCCCCUCCCAAACCUCCCCGUCCCCGAUGCGAGCUGCUUUUUGGACAAAAUAAAAUCUGACUAUAUUUUAUAUCGAUUUGAAAACGAAGUCUGAUAUUUACCCCUGUUCUCAACUGAAUUUGCAUAUUGUUGUUUGCCACGAUACUUGUUCUGUCUUAAAAUAAAUUUGCUUACUUGUGUAGUCUUAACUGUCUGCUCUGAUUCUUAUAAUCGGAUUUAUUGCCGCUCCCAGGUGCCUGCAUGGUGGCUCUCCUUUGGGUGCUUCCCAUGAAGGCGAGAAGGAAAUCUGCCUGCCCGGGAGGGGAAAUAAUUUCAGCCGAGACUCAGACUAUAAAUGUUUCUCUCUCGGUUAUCUUGCAUUGAUCUCCCCAGGGCUUUUCAAUUUGACGCCCUUUAGUUUUUUUCCAGUCUUUCAUCAUCAGACCCUUCUAUCCGGUAAGUGCGCGACAGAGGAACGGCUGAGCUUUAGCCUGCUUAAUUUAAGAGAUUAAAUUGUUGCUAACUCGUUUCUUGAGGGUAAGUCAUUUCCGACGGCAGUAUUUUGCAUUUGAGAAUGAAGGGAUUUAUGGCUAUGAGCUCGCUGAAAGCAACGAGCAGCCGAAAGCUGUGGGUAUCGGCACCAGCAUCUGACACCAGUUCGGUCUUACGGCACGUUGCGUUAGCGGGAAGCUGGCAUCAGUCAUUGGAGACGUUGCGGCAGAAGGCAGUGUCCUCAAAAGGCUGGAAAACCAAUUUGCACAUGCGUUUCCAGGGACGUAAUCAAAUCAGCCAGUGGGUUCAAUAAAAGGAGUAAGCAAAUAUUCCAGAUUUGUGUGCGUUUGCAAACAAAACCUGUUGCAAGGCUCUCAGGUUUUGAGGGUUUUUUCCCCCCAAAAAAGCUAUUUUUGGAUUAAAAAUGUUGCGGGCUGCUGCAGGAGGGCAUUUUAUAUUCCCUUAAAGAUGUAUCUGUAUCUAAGAGGAACAUUUCAGGGGCGUCCGUGUGAGAGCUUGGGCUGUCACCCUUCCUUCCCAUCGGAAACUGUCCCUGUGCAUAUGUUAUGGCCAUAGAGUCCCUUUUCAGUGAUUUAUCCCCCUCUCCAGGCACUGUCCCCCCUCUCUUUGCUUCUUUCCUCCUCUCUGACCUCUCUCCGGCUUUUUUUCCCAGUUUAUCAAGGUUUUGUAGAUGUUUGCGGCUGCUCCUCGCAGUACGAGCAGCACUGCCUAUGGUGAUGGACGCCGGCACGGGAAGGAGGGAGCAGAGAUGAAUCCCAUGGGGAGAAGCUGGGAACAAGAAGCCUGGCUUUGCGGAGGAUGCUGUCAGGUACGUCUGCCUUCCAACCUCAGCAAAAAUGCAGUGUCUGCGCCCCGAAAUCCUCCUUUGUCGCCUUUUAGCCUCAAAUCGGGGGUCGGUGGGCUCUGCUUAGUCCCCGGGAGUGCCGAGCAUUGGUGCGUCACUCCAAAUUAUGCAGAUUUGCUUCCCCAGCUGAUUUUCGGUGUCUGCACCCUUCCCCGGGGCAGCUCUGCUGGCGCUGCCUCUCCCACGGCCAUGCCACCGCUGUCACGAAAGCGCCGGGGCUCAGCGGCGGGUGCUGCGAAAGAGGUGCGGGGUGACAGGGGGGUGCGGGUCCCUGGCGGGGGGGUGACACAGAUCCAUGCGUGGCACGGGGUGAGGGUACGCGUGGGGGGUAUGGGGUGCCCCGUCGUGGGGUGCAGGGGUCCUGGGAUGCGUGCGGACACGGGUUGAGGGGACACAGGAGAGAACGAGGUGCCCCACAGUGGCAUGUGAGGGGCCCCAGGGUACCCACGCAGCGUGGGGUGAGGGUGCGGGGUAUGGGGUACGCUGCUGUGGGGUGUAAGGGGUCCUACUGCGUGUGUGUGACGUGGGGCGGGGGGGGGGGGGGACGGUUGGGGGCACGUGGGGCCAGGGUGCCCUGCUGUGGGGUGGUGCGAGGAGCCCCGGGUUGCACGUGUAAGGUCCUGGGGGGCUUGGGGUGCACAGGAGACGUGGGGUGGGUGUCGGGGGAGCCUUUGGGGGGGAAAGGGACAGUGGGGGGGGGGGGUCGCGUGUGGGUGCACGGCGGGGCAGGCAGGUCCGCAUCCUCGUGCCCCUGGGCACCCCGAUGCUCCCCUGCACCCUCCCAGGGGUGAGGUGCCCUUUGGGGGGCACCCAGAGCAAGUCACGCCGGGGCCAUCUGAGACCCAUCUGGCAACCCCUCCACCCGUGGAGACAGGGACGGUGCCACCAGGAGCUCUUAUUUUCCAGGGUGGAGUAAGUCCCUGCAGUAAAAGUUGCAGCAGGGGAAAUUCGGAUGGGCCCGAACGGGCCAAAAAAAGAAGGGAAAUUCAAGUAGCUCCUUUUUGCUUCGUGGGUUUUAUUCCCCCAAGCGAGGACAGCUACUAGAAACCGUGUGAUGACUCUAGUCCGAGGACAUGUCCUGGUUUGUGCACCCUCAGCUGCUGACAGAAGAAAGGACUUUACUGAUUUAUUUAUUUUUUCACUGUGUGGGUUUUUUUCCUCUCUAAAACACAGGAAUACACCGCUCUCUGGGACGCAGUGGAUAACCCCUGGCAAUGCCUUCCAUAGGUGGUGGUGGCAGUAAGUAAUUAUUUCUGAUUUGGGUUCCCUUGCGUUUUGUAUCAUGCCCUAAAAGUCCAAGCUUCAGUGGAAAAAUCAGAAAAAUAAGAAAGCAAAGGUACCCAAUGAGUGGUUUAAUGUUACAGAGCCAGCACUUACUUAUUUUUCCGUGGCCUUUUAUGCCACUUUCACCGGCAUUGCCUUUUCAGAAGGUUUUAGCGCAGAAAUUAUUAGAUUUCAGAGAAGGUAGUGGAAAAUCCACUCGCUAAACACUGGAAAGCGCCAGAGGCCGGGGGCUGUUGCCCAGCAGGAUCUCCAGGCAAACAAGCCCCAAAAAAGAGAGAAAACCAACCUGGCACCCCGAGCAAAUCUGCUGUUUCUGGACAGGGAGGUGGGAGUCUGGUACCACCCAAAAUUCAGAGGCCAGAGCUGCCGGCUGCCCCGGCUCCUAACAGAGAUGCUCUCUGCAAAGGCUGCCUUCACCAAGACUUGCACAUCCGCAGCCCCGAGGGGAUCGUUCUUUGGCCCUGAGCAUGUAUUUUUUGAGGCAGCUAAAAGCCUUGUUGGGAAGAAGGAUGUUUUUAGAAAAGGCUGCUGAGGAGGAGAAGAGCCAGCUUCUCUUUGAACUCGACGAGGAGGCCCUGUCCAAACCCAGUGAGGUCUGUCAGCUUAAAACUGGAAAACCCCGUAACAGGAUGGAUAAGAAACAUCAAGCCCCAAUGUUGAGUUGUGAUGAAAGUCCCACCCAGGAAAAUCCCGAUUUCACAUCCUGAUACUUGCUGGAAGAAGCCCACCCUCCGGAUCUCGGGAAGGUGCAGACACUAACGGUGAGAUGUAGGGAGCAUUCUGAGACCCUGAAAAAGUAUUUUCAGAUUUUGCAGGAGGAAGGUGUAAGCACCCUCUUGAUCGCCGAUGAGAACACACUGGGCACGGUGAAGAAAGGCAACCUUAGUACUGCCAUCGUAAAGCCAGAAGCUGUUGAGACCCAUGCUGAGGUGGCCGUGAUGUGUGAAACAGUUCUCUUCCUAAAGAAUUCAGUAGCAAAAAAAGGAGGGGCAGAAAGAUUUCAGAGCUUAUUGUGGUUUGAUUUUUCACUUCUCCCCGAGUUACUUGACUGCCAAGAGCAAAUGGCUUCCUUCUCAUUACUGAAAGAUCAUUGCAGAGAGACCGUGGGAAGAACAGUUGUGUUGGCCAUCACCGGUAGCCAGCUAGACCACAACCACAACCGGUUUAUGGGAUUGCUUGGACGUUUCAAGUCAGCUGCCAGGAAAGAUUUGGGGAAAAUGGCUCAUACCAUGAGAAUGAUGAAGACCAUUGAGCACAUGAAGUUUGGCUGUGCCAGGGAAGGGCACUCGGUCCUCUCGUUGCCCGUCCACCAAAUGCUGAGGAAUUGGAAGAAAAUUUGCUGCUGUGAAAUAAGGGGGACUGUGGCAGCUGACCUGCCCAGCAGCUGACGAGGGAUCGGUGAGCCUCGGACCUCGGCGUGCCACCUCAAACUCCUCUCUUGCCUGCUGGGGAGCAGAGCUGCACUCCGUCUUCUGCACAGAUAAAGCUUUACACACUUCAACCGUCGGAGCAAAGCCACGGCCAGGGCAAGCUAUGCAUCCUGACUCCCGUUUCUUAACCACGUCCUUCCUCCCAGUCCGCCCUGGGAUCUCGGAGGACAUGGCCAGCAGCGAUGACAGCGUGAUCUGGAGGGAACCCCGCAGGUACGCUUCAAAUUUACAACACCCCCUCGGUUUUUGCACAGCUGAGGAUGUGCUGCGCAGCACCCGCAGCACGCCUGGGCCAGUUUUCUCUCCACCAGGCUCACAGCCAACAUCCAGAUCACAGCGUAGCGCCGCAGGCUCCUGCCUUCAUUAAUUUUCUCUCGGUGAGGCUUUUCAAUUUUCCCUGCCGGGGAGUCUGCUGAACAUCCCCCAUUGCUGCCUGGUGAUUUGGCAGGCUCUGUGCCCCGCCACUCCUUUGCAGGGAAAUCUGCGCCUCUUCCCGAGAGCUUGCUCUUCCAAUAAACCACCUCGGGUUGAUCCGAGGACGAUCCUGGUUCACAGGCUGCAACAGCCAUAGGUGCGAAGUUUUGCUGGUCCUUCGCUGAUGCCGGGGACAGGACGCACCAUCUUGGAUCGAUAUCUAAGAAACCUCUUUAGUUCCUGAUAAGGAGCCAAGAGAAAUACAUCUAUUCAAGCUUUCCAUUUAGGCUUUUCCUAUUAAACAUUUUAAUGGUGGUAGGGAAUCAGUAAAUAGAAACAUCACCAAAGUGUAUGCGUACGUGGAUAUAUAAACGUAUGUCUCCGUAUACCGGGAUAGAAAGGGGUUAGCAAGUAGUUACCAGAUAGUCGUUUCCAAUCUAAAACUUAGGAUAAUAAUCAACUUACUAGUUAGCAAGUACAUAAAUAACUAGCUUAACUAGCUUGCUAGCAGCUAGUUAAUGCUGUUCUCUGAUUUUGCUGCAAGACUCGGGGUACGUGGUAUUUCUCCCAACAGGAGUGAUGUGAGACUUCCAUGUUAACUGGCGGUCUUCUUUCUGAUUUUGUUUCCUCGUAUUAAAUAACCAGGAAACCUUAAAAAUUUGAAAGACGUAAAUAAAAGCCACUCGGCAUUUGUUUUAAUGCUGCAUCAUAACCUCCUGAGACCGAGCACGCACUUUUUUUGGUUGGUCUGGACAAGCCAUGGGAUGAUUUUUACAGCGGGUGUUGGUCUCCCUUAUGCUCUUGAAGGCACAUGGCACGUGCUGUCCUUGGGAAGCUCUUGGGUGGUAAGAUUUAUUGUUCACUGCCACGCUGGAGGUUUCGCCUUAUCCCAGGGCUGUUAAGGUCUCUGCUGCAGUGCCACGAAUGUGAGCAAUUUGGUUAAAAAUAACCUGCUGGAAACAAAUGAGCAAAUAAAACAUCCAGGUGUAUGCAAA
Molecule: messenger RNA, 16256 nt
Organism: Aquila chrysaetos chrysaetos
Lineage: Eukaryota; Metazoa; Chordata; Aves; Accipitriformes; Accipitridae
Gene: PURG
Product: purine rich element binding protein G
Exons: 3
Coding region: 67-960 (297 amino acids)
Biological process (GO): regulation of transcription by RNA polymerase II
Cellular component (GO): nucleus
Molecular function (GO): purine-rich negative regulatory element binding; RNA polymerase II transcription regulatory region sequence-specific DNA binding; DNA-binding transcription factor activity, RNA polymerase II-specific
Source: RefSeq, a predicted model, not a curated record